This is a messenger RNA of Dama dama (fallow deer), 1856 nucleotides long. It is a transcript of the gene RIPPLY3, whose product is annotated as ripply transcriptional repressor 3. Gene Ontology annotation, biological process: embryonic pattern specification; negative regulation of transcription by RNA polymerase II. The record is from RefSeq and is a predicted model, not a curated record. Gene Ontology annotation, cellular component: nucleus. The transcript is spliced from 4 exons. The coding region runs from base 47 to 586 and encodes 179 amino acids. Lineage: Eukaryota; Metazoa; Chordata; Mammalia; Artiodactyla; Cervidae.
GUUAAAGGCGCAGCCGAUCGCGGGCGCCGUGUCUUCCGAGGGCACCAUGAGACCCGAGGCGGCGGCCGGAGCCCCGGAGGCGCGGGGACGCGUCUGUCACUGCGCCGGGGACGGCCCCCGGGGACCACCGGCGCCGCGCGGGCCCGAGAGCCAAACUCCAUGGAGACCUUGGACCCUGACCCCUCAGGAAGCUGAGCCUACUAGAACUGGAAGUGAGCUUGAGCCUGGGGGUGAUCAAGAAACCUUUGGAUCGAAGGGGGCCUUUGGGUUUCAGCAUCCUGUCAGACUCUACUUGCCCAUCUCUAAGCGUCAAGAGUAUCUGCAGCGCUCCGGGGAGAAGGUGCUGGCCAGUUUCCCUGUGCAAGCCACCAUCCACUUCUAUAAUGAUGAGUCCGACUCAGAGGAGGAGCCAGAGGAAGACACCCAGCUCUCCGCCCUGCAGCGGGAGGAGGUGGCCAACGGCUCAGAGGGAAAGGCCGGAGACAGGGUGGCAAACCCAGCAAGGCGACCCGGGGGCCUCGAUGGGAGGGGUCCACCCCCCGACCCUGGCUCCCCCGAGGCUGCUGCCUGCCCCUCACGCGUGUAAGUCUGUCUCUCCUUCACCAGCCCGCCUCGCACGUGCCCUGGGGACAGCCCUGCGGGACAGCCGCCCCUGGACACUUCACGUUUCCACUGGGCGUACAAGGACUUGGCUGUCUUUGGCCAGCACUCCACCAGCCCCCAGGACCUGGCUUUUACUCAUCCUCCUCUGAGUGAUUCUUUGCGUCUCAUUCAUAGCUUCGAGAGAGGAUUCUACAUCCAAGAUGUUUGCAUUAAUGCAGGUUGUUAUCUGGUAGGGCCCGCUUUCAAAGCACACCCAGCAGUGUCACCGUGCAGAUCAAAUGACAAAUCAUUCCCACAUCGAUUAGUACCCUGCCUUCACCUCUCACUUAAACUGAGACCCCUCAUUUGGCUACAUCCACAUUUGUAAACAAAGGUCCCAGCAGUCAAAGCUAUGGUUUCUCCGGUAGUCAUGUACAGAUGUGAGAAAUGGACCAUGAAGAAAAUUGAGUGCUGAAGAAUUGAUGCUUUUGAACUGUGGUGCUGGAGAAGACUCUUGAGAGUCCCUUGGACUGCAAGGAGAUCCAACCAGUCCAUCCUAAAGGAAAUCAGUCCUGAAUAUUCACUGGAAGGACUGAUGCUGAAGCUGAAACUCCAAUACUUUGGCCACGUGAUGCGAAGAACUGACUCAUUAGGAAAGACCCUGAUGCUGGGAAAAGAUUGAGGGCAGGAGGAGAAGGGGGUGACAGAGGAUGAGAUGGUUGGAAGGCAUCACCAACUCAAUGGACAUGAGUUUGGGCAAACUCCAGGAGAUAAUGAAGGACAGGGAAGCCUAGGGUGCUGCCGUCCAGGGGGUUGCAGAGUCAGACACGACUGAGCAACUGAACAACGCCAACAACUUUUAUAAAAAUGAAUUAUUGUUCAAGGUUGAUGUGGUUGUUUAGGCAUUCUGAAAAAAAAGUUUAUGAAAAGCACAUAAGCACACUGAACAAUUUCCAUAAGAGUAACAAAAAUAAAAGAUCAGAAUUUGGGGAUGGGAGACCAUUCUGGAUAAAAAUGUCUAUGAAAAAAAAAAAAUGUCUAUGAUUCUUGUCUAAGGGCUGUGUAUAUGAACAGAAGAGCUUACUAGCUCUUCACUGAGGACUGCUUUGGGCUUUUUACUUGAAUAACAAAACACUGUUUUCGAUCAAAGUACUUAAUGUAAUAUUAUUUUCAGGUUUUUAUUUUUUGAUGACCAAAUGAGUGUAUUUGUCAAAGUUUUUUAUGGAACUAUUUUACAUGUGAUUGUCUUUAGUUUCUACCUGAAAUAAAUAUUU